AUGUCCAAGGAAAAUUUUCUCUCAGCGCCUCAUCUAUCGGCUAAAGAAAUCACGGCGGAUCAAAUGUCUCGGAUUUCUCAGAAUUUCAGAACAGCAAAACCGUUUCUUGAUCGUAAACGGCCGCGCGACGCAGUCCAUUCUUGUCAUCACUUACCUAAUAAAAGUAGGGAUGUAACUGGACUUGAAUCUCCUGGUUCUGUUACUAGCGUCAGAAGAGUUCCUCUUAUGGAGAAACCUAUGAACACACCAACUCCAUAUUCGCUCAACAGUUUGGAUUUAAACAAUGUUGCAUUUAGUGGCACUUCAAGCGUAGUAAAUGAUGCACCAAAUGCAAGGACGAGUGGUGUUGUUGCUAUUGAUUUAUCAAAUCCUUUUAUAACUCCAGUAAAAAAAUUGGAAGCUUCUAAUUCGAAUGAGUCAGUCUUGAUGACUAACGUUCUAGAUGAUGACUUUGAUGAAUCAAUUUUGCAAGAAAUUGAUGCUAUAUGUGAGCAAUCUGCAGCAAAAUUGGAUAGGAAGGGUCCAAACGGUAGCUGUGAAGUAGAAAAUCAGAAUCAUGAUAACAGUAGCAGUAAUAUUACCUUGGGUUCUGAGUCUGUCACUGCCAAUGAGAAUAUAAGAGUGGAUAGUGCACUAGACUUGGAUUCAGAGGGCAAGGACAAGUCUCAGGCUAUAGAUACUGGGAACAUGCCAGAUGAAUAUUCCAAUUACUUGCAAUCUUUAAAUGAUAGGCAACAUGAAGCAGCUUGUAGUGAUAUUUCAACCCCUUUACUGAUUGUUGCUGGUCCAGGAAGUGGAAAGACUUCCACAAUGGUUGGGCGUGUUCUAUUUCUGCUUAAUGAGGGCAUAAGUCCAUCAAACAUUCUGGCUAUGACUUUUACAACUGCAGCAGCUUCUGAGAUGAGAGAUCGCAUUGGAUCAGUGGCUGGGAAGACAAUGGCCAAAGAACUUACAAUCAGCACAUUCCAUUCAUUUUCUUUGCAACUAUGUCGUUCACAUGCGGAAAAGUUAGGACGCACAUCAGAUUUUUUAAUAUAUGGACAUGGGCAGCAGAGGAGAGCAAUUAUUGAGGCAAUAAGGUUAUUGGAAAAUGAAAAGAAUGGACAAAAUCAUGUUGUCUGCAAACCUUUUGAAGAUUCUAAUGACAUGAGGUUCCCACAACAUUUUAAGGAUAAGUCAAAGAAAUGGCAGAAGUUUGUAACUCAGGCUAAAGCUUCUGGAAAGACUUCUGCAGAAUGCCGUAAAAUGGGUGAUGAGACAGGAGCUGCAAUUGUCGAAAACUACAAUCAAAUAUUAACAUCGUGUAAUGCUUUGGACUACCACGACUUGAUCAGCUGUUCUGUGAAGCUGAUGACUGAGUUUCCUGAAGUAUUCAAAGAGUGCCAGGAUUCGUGUAAAGCUAUCAUAAUAGAUGAGUUCCAGGACACAAGUGCCAUGCAAUACAGUCUUCUGAAAAUUCUUGCAUCUCAUAAUUGCAUCACUAUUGUUGGUGAUGAUGACCAGUCCAUUUUCAGUUUCAAUGGAGCUGAUGUUUCUGGAUUUGAUUCAUUUCGCAAAGAUUUUCCAAAUCACAAAGAGAUUAGACUUACUAGAAACUAUCGUUCCACUGGCUGUAUUGUUGAGGCUGCAUCUGCACUUAUAAAACAUAAUAUGAAGCGAUGUCAGUUAAAGAAUGUUCUCACUGAAAAUUCUCAUGGGUCUAAGAUAAGUAUUAAAGAAUGUCACAAUGAGGAUGCCCAGUGUUCUUUCAUUGUCGACAAAAUCUUGGAAAGUGCUUCUAAUUGUGCAGCUGAUAAAUGCUCCUAUGGAAAUAUUGCAAUUCUCUAUCGACGGCAGGUGUCAGGGAAAGUAUUCCAAACAGCCUUCCGAGAGAGGAAAAUACCAUUUAACAUUCACGGUGUGGCCUUCUACAGAAAAAAGGUAGUAAGAGCCAUCAUCGCCAUGCUUAAAACAACAUUGCCUGGUUGUGAUGACGGUGCAUAUAGUCGAGUGUUCAAGGCUUUACUUCCUUUCGAGAAAGAGGAAAAAAUGAGGGUAAUUGAUCACAUUGACAAAAUUUCGACUAUAAGAAAAUGCAGAUUUGUAUCAGCAGCCUGUGACAUUUUUAAUGCAAAGAUUUCUGGUACCUUUAAGAGGUGUCAACUUACCCAAGGACGUAAGGUGUUGUCAACGAUAGAUAUGAUAUCAAAACUUGUUCAUAGAGAACAAUCAAUUUCAGCUGUCAUAACUUCUGUGGCUAACAUGGUGCCUCAGAAAUACCUUCUUGAGCAACGUGCAGUUGUUAAUUCUGAUGGAGGGAAAUUGCUCAAUGAAGACAAUGACCUCAGAUCUGUCCUUCAGUACCUACUCGAUGAUGUUUCUGAUUUUUUAUCUAAAGAAUUUACUGCAACAGAAGAAGAGAGAACUGUGGAUAAAGAUAAAAAUGGUUGUGGGAACAUUUUGAAAGCUUUUAUUGACUACAUUUCUGAGAGGGAGAGAGAAAACUUCCGUACCCGGAGACAUAAUAAUGAAAAUUCUGUCACCUUGACUACCAUUCAUCAGUCAAAAGGCUUAGAAUGGGACAUUGUCUUCAUAGUGAAGGCAAAUGAAAAUGAGAUUCCUUUGUUGCAUGAAUUUAAUGGUGCUGCGAAUGAAAAAGGGGGCUCACUAGAGGAGGAGCGACGUCUGUUAUAUGUAGCAAUGACUCGUGCGCGGAACAAACUUUUCAUUCUAUAUGUAAUGAUGGAUUCAAACUGGCAGUUGCUUCAACCAUCCAGAUUUCUCAAUGAAAUUCCAUGUCAUCUUCUAGAGGUUCAGGCUGAACUAGGUAUAAAAAAUCAGUUUACAAGGCCUGGAGAAAAUCCAAAAGAAACUGCUCCGUUUACUGUUGAUCUACAAAGAGAAGAGCAGCCUUCUGAAACAGAUAUGGUUUCAAAUGACUUUCUCAAUUUUCAAUUUAGUGGAGCUACAGAGUCGUUGGACGCAUUCGAGGCAUAUGAUGGAAAUAGUUUUUUAAGAAGAUUCAGUGUGGAGGAGAGAUCAAUUGUUUCCCACUUAUUCCAUAAGUGGGCCAAGAAGCAAGCAUUUCAGGACCCUAAAAGAUUAGUUAAUAAGGUUCAAUUUGUGGUUGAUGAACGCCUAAGUGUCAAGAAAAACAAACAUAAGGAUGUUCUGCGUGCUCUGAAGUUGUGUUUGAGCUGCGAAGAAGCGUUUCACUAUGCAGAAUAUGUUUUGAGAUGGGAGCAAAUUCCUUCUGAUAAACGUGCUCAUAUGAUGCGAGAGAAGCAGGAGCAUUUCCAGAAACUAAGGGUUGAGAAUUCUAUGAGUUCAUCGGUACCAACUCCGAAACAGAUGGCUUUUCUGCGAUCUUUAGGAUGCACCGAGACCCCUACAUCACGUCUCCAUGCUUCUCGUUUGAUAGAACACUACAAAUCACUGUGAUUAGAGAGGAUUAUCACCAUGUCGCC
This is a messenger RNA of Pistacia vera, 3446 nucleotides long. RefSeq names its product ATP-dependent DNA helicase SRS2-like protein At4g25120. The coding region runs from base 1 to 3420 and encodes 1139 amino acids. Gene Ontology annotation, molecular function: 3'-5' DNA helicase activity; DNA binding; hydrolase activity. Gene Ontology annotation, biological process: recombinational repair. The record is from RefSeq and is a predicted model, not a curated record. Gene Ontology annotation, cellular component: nucleus. The transcript has 29 exons. Lineage: Eukaryota; Viridiplantae; Streptophyta; Magnoliopsida; Sapindales; Anacardiaceae.